Paramecium pentaurelia is the source of this 531-nucleotide messenger RNA. NCBI's taxonomy places the organism in Eukaryota, Ciliophora, Oligohymenophorea, Peniculida, Parameciidae. The record is from the annotation of a GenBank genome assembly.
AUGUUAAAUACAAAUUAAGUUUAUUAUAAAUUACUUUUCCUUAACUUGCUAAUCAUUUUAGGGAAUUGUUGUCAGAAAUCCAAAUUGAAAUCAAUUAUAAGAGGCAAUUAUUAGAAUGUUCUAUCAUAAUCAAAAGGUCCCCUUUUAAUAACAAGAUCGAGUAAUUCAUUAGAAGGCGGUCAGAAAAAUGGACUCUUAUUUCGAGAUUAAAUAUAUAUGGUAACCACAAGCACUGGAUUUACCUACUGUUAUAUUGAUAAAUCUAUCAUAAUAACCUUAAUCUAAGUUUAUGAAUUGAAUACUUUUACGUUUUGGCUAUGGGAUAGAGGUGCCCGACAAUAUAAUCUGAUUGUCUAUACAUCAUUCAAAGAUUAAGAGAAAGUCAUUUUUGAUUCAACUGUUGCUACAGGAAUAAUCAAAAUAAAAUUUUCAAAUUAACAUAUUUAAAGCUUUCGAAUCUAUAAUAGAAAUGGAAAUGAGAUAACUGAUCGUAUAAAUUUGAUCAAAUUAGAAGCAUAUUUUAGAUUAUGA